Pezoporus occidentalis (night parrot) is the source of this 1131-nucleotide messenger RNA. RefSeq names its product WAP four-disulfide core domain protein 3-like. The record is from RefSeq and is a predicted model, not a curated record. The coding region runs from base 1 to 1053 and encodes 350 amino acids. The transcript has 6 exons. NCBI's taxonomy places the organism in Eukaryota, Metazoa, Chordata, Aves, Psittaciformes, Psittacidae. Gene Ontology annotation, molecular function: serine-type endopeptidase inhibitor activity. Gene Ontology annotation, cellular component: extracellular region.
AUGUCCGGCGGGCGCAGCCUCCUCCUGGUGCUCCUGGCGCUGUCCACGGAGCUGCCGCCCGCCCCGGCCCAGCAGCACCGCACCAGGCACCGGGGCGCUGCCCCCACGGCCACUGCGGCACCGCGCCGGGCCCCGCGGGUUUGGCGGCCCCCCGGUGCCCUGCGGGCCCCCGGCAAGGCGGGCGAGUGCCCGGCGGGGGGGAGCGGGGCGCCCCUCGCGCCCGGGCUGUACUGCCUCUGGGACCGCGGCUGCCCUGGCGCCGAGCGGUGCUGCCGGCGCGGCCCGGUCCGGACCUGCGUCCUCCCCAGCACAGGAUCCCCGCUCCCGGGCACGCGGCCGCACGCGGCAUCUCCCCCUGCAGAGAGCCCCGGCUACUGCCCCCGUCCCGGCAGCGCCGGCGGCGGGAGCUGCGCCACGAGCUGCCGCAACGACGCCGCGUGCAGCCCCGGCGAGAAGCGCUGCUCCCGCGGCUGCUGCGCCCGCUGCCUGCGCGCAGAGCCAGCCAAGGCCGGGCUCUGCCCGCGGAAGCGCGUCCGGAGGAGCGCCGCUGCCUGCUCCAACCGCUGCGCCGAUGACCGGGACUGCCCCGGGAACCGCAAGUGCUGCUUCUCCGGCUGCGGGCUGGCCUGUGCCUCCCCGGACAGAGGGAGCCGCCAUGCUGCAGCGAAGCCCGGCACGUGCCCUGUGGUGCUGCGGGGGUCCCUGGGACCCUGCCUGGAGCUGUGUGACACCGACAGCGACUGCCCCGGGACUGCCAAGUGCUGCACCACCGGCUGCGGACACAUCUGCAAACCACCCACCGAGGGACCGGGACUGUCCCCGCGAGCAGAAGUGCUGCCUGCGGGGCUGCGGCCGGACCUGCGUCCCUCCGCUGCAAGGCACAGCCUAGCCCUGGCUGGGAAGGGCUGCACCAGGAGCUGGGUGCCAGAGCCGUUGUCAUCGCACCCUGUGGGUGAGAAAAGAGCUGCUGCUGCUCCCAGCACCAGCUGCCCCUCACCUGUCCCUGCACCAGAUCCUCUGCACUGCCAGCCAAUUGCACCAGCAUUGCUCUGACGGGUCCUGUCCAGGGCACUCAGCAUCCCCAGACCCUGCAUCCCACCGGCCCCAGCUGCUCCACAGCACUGGAACAAA